ACGACGAGGCUUUCUUGACCAAAAUGUGUUCCUUUGUAUGAGUGUGUGUUGGUGUGUGUAUACGCGUAUAAACGCUGCUGCAGCGACGCUACUUAACGUGCUCUUCAUAUAUUUCUCGCGCUAUUCGUUAUUUUCUCAUCUGACUGCUUCGUUGCUGCCUACUUCAACUUGUCUCCUCUUUCGCUACUACUUUAUCUUCCGUUUUCGUUUACUAUUCGUUGGAUGGCCGCUCGUCUGCGACUAUAGGCAAAACGAUUACUACUCUUGUUUUUCGGUUUGAUUACGCAGCGCUGCUGCAACUGUCAAAAUUUUUGCCGUGUGUCAUUUCCACACCAUGUCGUCGUCGCCGAUUCUAUUGGCAAAAAUGAAAUUUUCGCGAAAAAUUUCACUAAAUAGCGUUUGAAAUUAACAGUGGUAAAAGGUGUUAAUUGCUGAAAAGUGUUUAGCAAUAUAAUAAUAACAGACUGACGGUGUUUUCUCUCUGAAUUAAUUCGACUGAAACUGCAUGCACGUCGGUGUAUGUGGGGUUGACCUUUAGUGGAAUAAUUAGCUAAAAGAUUAAUGUUCUAAACAACAACAACAACGACGUUGCAAAAAAAAAUAACAAAACAUUCAAACUCAACAUUAAAUUCAACAUUUAAGACAAAUAAAUAAACGAAAUUUAUUUAUUCAGUUUUUGUGAAAAGAUAAUGCAAAAAAAAAUUGGCAAAAAAGAAAUAAUUUUUUUCUUCUAUUUUCAAAAGCAAAAAAUUACAAUGAUUUUUUGAGUUUUGUAUUUUUGGAAAAAAAAAAUAAUAAUAAUAAUUUAAGGAUUCCUUCCACGAUUUUCUGCUGAAACGGAAGUAGUGUGAAAAGUGCGUUGCGUAAAUUCCAUAAACAUAAAACAACAACAACUGACGAAUGUGUUUCCCAACAAAAUUAUUUCAAAAAAUAAAAAAUAUUGAUAAAAGUGCUUAAUAAACGCUCUAAAAGCAACUACAUUUUAUAUUAAUUUAAAAAUUAAUUUGUUGAAAAAUGUGGCAAAUGGCAAGAACAGCGCGAUUGAAUAGUUGAUUAGUGCGAGAUCACUGCGAUCAGUGCGAAAGAGUGCGAGUGUGUCGUAUACUCGUCAGUCACUCACUGACGGCGUGUGCGCGGGUGGAUCAAGCGUUGAGCUUGCAAGCAGCUUGGUUGGUUGCUAAAUUUAUGCAACUAGUUAAAGGUAGCAUUACAACAAAGUCAACUAACGUUAGUGCAACAAAAGUAAACAAUAAAAAAAAUAAUAGAAAAAAUAUAAAAAUAAAUAAUAUAAUUUAAUUUUAAAUUAAGCACUCAAGUCAACUAAUAAAAAUCUAAAUCUAUUACUGAAAUUUCCACCGCUACAACAAAAAUUACCUAUUCUAUUUUAUCUUCUUCACCACUUUGACAUUGCUCGGUCGAUUUGUUUGUACGUAAGUACGUAAGUUCAUGUAAGUUUGUUAUGCAAAAUUCGUCGCGUCAAGCAAUUGUAUUGUCGACAUAACGAGCAGAAAAUAGCAACCCACCAACCCACCAAACUAACCAAAUCAACCAAGCAACCAACAACUAACAGUGUCUGUGAUUUCGAGCGCUUCGUGCGCCUCACCAACAUUCCACAUGACUGCCGUGUAUGUUUGGUGUUGGACAAUAUGCAUCGUCGCCGUGUAGAUAAUGUCGAUGAUGUUGUCUUUGAUCUGGACAACGACAACCCUAACAACAACAACAAUAGCAAUAACACCAAAAAAAUUGUAACUAACGCUUAUAACAAUAACAAAAAGAGCAAUAAGCAAAGUAACGAAAUUUACAAUACCAUCAACAACAACAAUAACAAUAAAACACCGGCAACAAUAAUAGUAGAAACAGCAACCACUGUCACUGUCAACGUCGCGGUUACAGUAAACACCGUCAACGGCAACCGUGACACGAGUAACGUCCGCGUCAUUCUCGCCAUUAAACUGAAACGCGAACAAACGUCGUUGACCAAGACUUUAAACGCAACUGAAGUUGUCGUCCUCGUCGUACUCGUCGUCGUCGUCGGCAUUGUCGUAGUCGUCGUUUUAAAAGCCGUCGCGUUGUGCAUCUCGUUGCCAUCCAAUUUACCGUUGUCAUUGUCGUCGCUGUCGCCUUUGUCAGCCUAAGUAUUUACCAACACUAAUAAAACUGACAACAUUUGCAAGUGCUUAGUAUACGUAAAAAGCAACAACAAAAAUAACAAGGUAGAAAAACUAUAACGAAAAACACACAAAAAAAUACAAACAACAAAUACCGUUCAUUUGUGAAAUUCGCAAAAAAGUGCUGUGCGGAUCACCACAGUUCAGUUGGGUGAUAUUAAUUCAUCAAACUACAACAGAUUUAGUGGCCGUCGCAGGCAUUAAAAAAAAAAAAAUUAUUUUAUUUUGAAAAAUUGAAAGUGCAAAAGUGUGAAAAACAGCUGAAGUUUUUAAAAUUAAGUUGAAACACGCGUGAGCAAGCUUCAGGCGUCGCAGAGGAAGUCGGACCGGGAGACUAGAAAGUUUUUGUUAUAGUGCUCAAUUGCACACACACAUACACACACACGCACUUACAUACACAUCCAUACACAAAGAAUUAAAAUAAAAAUAUUCAAAAAAUAUAUAGUUAUAUAAUGCAUAGAAUUUAAUAGAAAUUAAGUCAUAAUUGUAAGUGAAAAUAGCUGAAAUUUAUUAUAAACAACAAAGAAAUUUAAAUUUAAUAAAACAACCAACGUAAUAAACCUUAGGAUUAAUUAAACAAAUCAACUUCGACAACAAUAACAAACAAAAAUUUAUACAUAUUAAAUAUACAGCUAACAGUUUGCAAGUAAAAUCAUUCGUCCUGGAUUAUCUGCUAAAGACAUUGCGCACCUUGAAAAAUCCGAUUAUGGCCGAGAAUCAAACCGCCACGGAAGAUUCCGGUCAACAAUCGCAACAUCAGCAGCAGGCACAGCAGCAACAACAACAGCCGCAGUCGCCGCAGCAAGAUCAGCCACCUCCUUCAGCAUUAGCAUCGCCCACAACACCGCCACAAGAGAAUAAUUCCGCAUCAUCGCCUGAAGAUACCCAAACAGUCGUUGUGCCCAACACCAACCAUCAUACACAUAACCUCAAUCAUAACCUCAGCAAUAAUCAGCAGCAUUCAAAUCAAGUGCACCCGGAGCAGCAAGGACACCCAUUAACCAUAAUGGAUCAUCAUCAAUUCUCCGAUAUGUUUAAGAGCAGCUCUAUAGCAGCCCAGCGCCGCAAUACAAUACAGUCGCACGCUCCCAUACGUGCCGCCAGCACCACAUCGAUUAAGAAGCCACCAUUGACUAAAAUGACAUCGUUGACAAAUGCAAAUGCGGGUAGCGGUGGCGCAAAAUCGACCACCAACUCGACGGAUAAGCAUCACCAAUCACAUCAUUAUCAUCCACACAGCGCUCAUCAUUCGUCUUUUCAUCAUCAUAAUGCGAAUAGCAGCAGCAGCAUGAAUCAUCAUCACCACCAUUCAGCUUCCACAGGUGGUAGUGGUGGUGGUGGUGGUGGUGGCGUCACUGCGAAUGCAGUUCAUCGACGCACCAGUGAGAGUUUGCGUCUGAACGCCUCGAUCAUUGGCGGUGGCCAUAGUGGUGGUGGUGGCGUUGGCGGUGGCAGUACCAGUUCGGUCGCCAAUUCGUCCAAUACGAAUCUAUCGAAUGCCACGAGCAAUAGCAGCAUUCAUUCGAAUGUCACCAAUAAUAGUUCCAGCUCGAGUACUUCGGUUGCACCGCAGUCAACAGCCACUACUGCUUCGACAUCGACGAAGGUCACAUCGCCGAAUAAUAAUGGUGGUGGUGGUGGUGGUGGUGGCAGUAGUUCGGCUAGUACCAACACUAGCCGCAGUCAUCACAGUCAGGGGCAUAGCGGCGGUGGUAAUCAACACCACACUGCCGCUUCACAGCCAAGCAGAAAACCAAAGACGACCUCAUCAUCAUUUCAAAUAACUUCCGUUACUGUGGGACAGCCCAAGGUGAAUUCCGACAAUGGCGACGAGUCGGCCGACGACUUAGACGAAUCACAUACAGAUGAAUCUCAUAGUCGUGUUACCGACCUCGAGAAUGAGACGCCUUCAAUGUCGGAAGAUACAUUCUCCAAGGAGGAGGUGUAUUUUUCAAAUAAUGCGUUGAGCGCUACCGCACCGGUGAUACCGACCAGUUCGCAGUAUGGACUAGUGGUUGUGGAUCCCAUUGGUCCGAAUCUUGGGCAGACCAUACAAAAUGUUCAGGUCAAUGUAUCGGACAACAUAAUAAAUGUGGUGAGUGCCGCAGUGACGCCAGGCGGUAGCAAGAAGAAGGACGACAACAAGGAGACGCAGCAUCGUAGCGAGCGCUUCAAGGUGGUUAAGAUCGAGUCGACUGAGCCGUUCCGUCGCGGACGUUGGAUGUGCAUGGACUAUCUCGAUCACUCAACUGUGGGCACCGGCGGUAAGGAGGGCGGCGGUGGCAACAAUAAUGAAAAGACUGUUUCCUCCGAAUCGGGUAGCGGCGUCAGCAGCGAACCGACAAAAACUACACAAAGUAUGAUAAUCGGCACGGGCGCUGCACAGUUGCUCGAGAAUCAUGUAGACGCAGUGGGUAACAGUUUGCAGCUCACCACUGGCGGCGGCCCAGCUGCUGGGAACACGACAGCAGCAGCAAAUGAUGGUAAUUGGAAUUUCAGCGAGGGUAAUGGUGGCACUGGCUCGCCAGCCCAACAGCUGCAACAACAAAUGUCUGCACCGACUGGGAUUUCCACGGCGCCAGCCACCGUUGUGCAUGGCAUGCAACAUUUUGUGACGGAUGCUGGUGGUAUGCAACAGGGGCUUGCGCCACAACAGCAACAGCAGCAGCAGCAGCAGCAACAAUCGCAACAACAACACCAAUCACAGCAACAAGUAUACGGAGACAACGCGAACGCCAAUAGUGCCGGGGUUGGCAGUGGCACGCAAGAAGUCGUUCAUGGGCAGACAUUGCCCAUGGACUAUGCAACUGUUGUUGCUCAGCAAUUGCAACAAUCAUUGCAGCAAUUGAAAAAGCAAGAAGAAGCCAUUGCAGCUUCCGAGGAGGCCGGCACCGUUUAUGUGCCGCCACAACCCCAACAACAACAGCAACAGUCAGCACAGCAACAACAACAGCAGCCGCAGACACUUCCCAGCAAUUUACAGUUCCAAAAUGGCACUGUUGUUAUGCCCAAUGAGAAUAACAAUGGUGCCGAUAGUCAGCAGCAGCAGCAGCAGCAGCAGCAACAGCAACAACAGCAGCAGCAAAUGCCAACAACAUAUGCUAAGCCACAACAAACGGGUAGCUACAGCCAACCUCAGCAACAAAACUUCCAAACAGCUGUUGCUCAGCAGCAGCAACAAAAACAACAACAGCCAUCUCCGCCGCAAAUGUUGCACGGCGAUGCCAUAAAUAUGCAAAUGCAGCAACAACAAGCGGUGCAGCAGCAACAGCAACAACAAUCGGCUUCCGCACCAACAUCUCAAAUCGACGGUGUUGUAGCACCACCGCAACAAACUCAACAACAGUUCCAAUACCAGUCACAAUCGCAGCCGCAGUCACUGCAACAUCAACAGCAGCAGCAGCAGCAGCAGCAGCCACAACAACAACCACAACAAGCUCAUCCACCGCAAUAUCAGCAUCAGCAAUCAGCUCCGGCUGGUCAAACCAUGCCGCAUGUAACUCAAAUGGCAAAUUAUGAGAUGCAGCAACAAGCUGGCGGCCAACAACAACAACAGUUGCCACAGCAACAAUUGCAACAGAGUGCGCCACCAACAAUUGCCGAUCCACAAGCUCUUGUAGCCAACAUUCAAGCCCAUCAAGAGCAACAACAAAAGCAACAGCAGCAACAACAACAACAACAACCAAUAUCGCUUGAUAGUGCCCAAUUAACUAAUGCCGCUGCAACCAUUGCGAACAUGCAAAAUGAAGUAAUGCAAUUACAACAGCAACAGCAACAAAUGCUGAAUGCUAAUAAUAUGAACAAUGCUAGUGCCAACACUAACAAUAACAACAGUAAUAAUAAUAAUAACAGCAACAAUGUUGCAACUGUGACAACCGUCGACGAGCAACAAGCGCAGGCUCAACAGCCAGCGCCUACACAGCAGCAGCAGCAAGUACAACAACAAUUGCAACAGCUACCACAACAACAGCAACAGCAGCCACAACAAACACAAACGAGCGCAGAAACAGAGACUGAAAGCGAUUCCAGCCUCCCGCAAGCCAUGUAUCAUCAUAGUAGUGCUCGCAAACGCGCCUUCAGUACACCGCAUAUAACACCGGCCAUCUCUACACUGCUCAAUAUGACGAACAAUGAACGGGCUAUAUAUCUGUUGAAUAACACUGGCGGUGGCAGCAAUAUGAGUUUAAAUCAAUUCAACAACAACAACAUACCAACCGAUCAACUAGUUUACUAUAUGAAAAGCGCUUCACCGCACGAGCUGGAGAAUAGCACUGUAUCCGGACCAUGGAUACAGGGUCGCUCCGACACUAAUAUCUAUACAAAUUUAGCCUUGGGCCAUAAUCGCUAUAAAUUUUUGCCAAAUGCACAAAAUUACAACGCAGCCGCCGCCGGUGACGAUGAUGAAGACGAUGUGGAUGAAGAUGAAGCAAUCGAUCAAUUCUCACCAACCAUUUAUCCAACCAGUCGUGCCAUUCCUAUACCAUUAAGCGCCGGUCAUAGUCCACAGCAUUUGCCGAGUGGUCAGAAAACGCCUAAACUGCCAAUUUCGCCUACACAUGUUGCACACAGCGCUAGCCCCACCAGCAGCGCGUAUCUAUACUCGCCCUUCUAUGGCAGCUCACCAGAUUCUGUAACGCCAAUCGCUGUGAGUGGCGCACAAACGUCCAUUAGAAUGUCUUACAGUUACGAUCAAGCGGUGAGUGCGAAUUUCAAGCGCAGCAUGUCGUCGAGCACGACGCACCUGGAUACUGCGCAGCAGCAUCAUCAUCACCAUCAGCAGCAGCAGCAGCAGCAACAGCAACAGCAGCAACAAAAAAGCAACAGUGGACGUGUAAUGCCACGCACAUUAUCACUGGACAUGACGACGGGCAAGAAUGCUGCCGCAGCCGCGGCUGUGAUGUUUGCAACUUCGCCGACGGCAUCAGUGAAAAGUGCAUCUGGAACAAGUGCAGUUGCGAUCGAUAACAAGAUCGAGCAAGCUAUGGAUCUGGUCAAAUCCCAUCUUAUGAUAGCUGUUCGCGAGGAAGUUGAAGUACUCAAGGAGAAAAUUUCCGAGCUAAUGGAUAAGAUUAAUCAACUUGAAGUUGAGAAUACCAUCCUGAAGUCGAAUAUGUCACAGGAGAUGUUGCAACAAUUGCAAAUGCAAACACAAUUGCAGAUCGCCGGCAGCAACAGCAGCAGCAAUGGCAGCGGUACUGGCACACCAGCAAUUACGGCGGGCAAUACAAAUGCUACAAAUGCGUCGGCAAAUAAUAUGAUUGCAGCGGCACCACAGCAGCCACAGCAGCAGCAGCAGCAGCAGCAACAACAGCAAGCUGGCACGCCAACCACUGCUGCAGUGGUUAAUAAUGAGAGCAAUGAUGCCAGUCCAGCGACUGAGACAACAACAACAGCAGCAAGCGCAACAGUCGCUGCAGCAGCAACAACAACAACAGCAGAAACAGAAAAUUCAGCAGCCACAACAAAUGGUCCAUUGCCGUCCUCCUAAACGCAGCAACGUAACAAAUGAAGCGUUUAAUGAAAUUUGAAAGAAAUUCACAAACAAAAAAAGCAAAAAAAACAAGCUUAGUUGAAGCGAGGCGUAGCAUUAUAUUGUAAAAACAAAAACAAAAAACAAAACAAAACCAUACUUUCUCGAAGCGGCACCAGUUUUUGGGUAGCUGAAUGUGGAGUUACAUAAUUGAUGUAGAUGAGAAUGAUGAUGUGAUGUUGUUGUUGUUGAUGGCUGAGAAGGAGCAGGCUGAAGAGGAGGCGGAGAUAAGUGUUGAAAAUGAUGCAUGUGUGUGUGUGUGUGUGCGCGUAUUGUGUGCAGUUGUACUGAAAACAUAAAUUAAUUGUGUUGUUGUUUUGGGGUUAUGUGUUGUUGCAAACAGCGCUCGUUAAGCAGAUACUCUUUUUAUUUCCUUUAUUGUUGUUAAUUUUUUUUAAGCACGAAUGUUGAUUGAAAAGACUGCGUAACGGCAUAAGAGUAUUUUUUUAAUGUAAAAAAAAGAGAUUUUUAUUGCCACAAAUAAUUAAAUAUUGUAAUAAAUAAACUAAUGAGUUUAUUAGAAUGCGAAAAAGCGCUAAAAAAAAUGUUUGCAGCUUUAGAGAAAAAUGCAUUGCAAGAUAAUAAACAACACCAUUAAAAUUGACAUAUUUUAUAUAUACAAACAUCUAUAUUUAUUUUUUCAUAUCAGAAAAUCAAUUGUAUAAAUCGAAUGCGGCAUAAUUUUUCAAAAAACUGCAAACAUUUAAAAAAAUAUUGCUUUAAGACAUUUUAAAUGAGCGUAAAGCCAGCCAUGCUUAGAGCGCGCCGCCUUCAAAAACACAAUGCAACAACCAACAACUUGAAAACACACAUGAAUGCAUGCUUUAAGUCACAGUCCGAAGAGCUUUGUGUGGCUUAAACUUCAAACAGUUGCGCACAACACCCGCUGCGGCACAUGUUGCUGGCAACAUGUUGAAUUUGCUGUGUAGCGCAACUUUAUAUACUUCACACAACGCCAGCAGGUGAAACCCACCCACACGCACACACACACACACACACACACACACAUACGCUCAUGUACACAAACUCACUCGAACACUGGGCGGCAAUACGUUUGCCUUGUAGCGGCAACAUGUUGCUAAUGCGAAUAGACACAACUGAAAAUACUCUGUGCAACAUGUUGACACGACACGUACAAACGGCAAACCGAGACCAGAGAGAAUGAAUGAAUAUAUGGAUGAAUAAUCAUGUUAAAUGUGAUAUAACUCAAUUUUUUUUAUUUAAUAUUUCAAACAUGCAUACAUACAUACAUACUUACAAGAAAAGAAGAGGUAUUAACUAAAGUUGAGACGUUGAAAAUUAGAAAAAA
Ceratitis capitata (Mediterranean fruit fly) is the source of this 9007-nucleotide messenger RNA. It is a transcript of the gene bun, whose product is annotated as protein bunched, class 2/F/G isoform. NCBI's taxonomy places the organism in Eukaryota, Metazoa, Arthropoda, Insecta, Diptera, Tephritidae. Bases 2875 to 7656 code for a protein of 1593 amino acids. The transcript has 6 exons. Gene Ontology annotation, biological process: regulation of transcription by RNA polymerase II. The record is from RefSeq and is a predicted model, not a curated record.